AUGGGGAGAACUUUCUAUGCAUCUUUAUUGACUCUGUACCGUCUGGUGGUAUUAUCCGGUGCGGACUAUGACUGUCCCUAUCAGAUGUGCCCGUGCGAGGAGUCUCGUAUUUUGUGCGCCAACAUGGGACUUGACAGAUUACCGCCCCUGACAACCACCCAGGCUACGUACAACAGAUAUCUGUGGGCAGACAAUAACAACAUCACAAGGAUAUCAAACGAUAGCCUCCCGACAGAUAUCAUUUUUAUCUCCCUCACUAACAACCCAAUACUCACCAUCGACGACGACGCCUUUCAACGUUUAUCCACAAGCCUGGAGUCUCUCGUCCUUUCCAACGCCCGCUUCACCAAAAUUCCCGACGCAUUUCUCCAGUUAACGGAUCUGACCUUACUUAGCAUAUCCAAUACGCCAAUAAAGGAUUGGAACCCAGUUGUCAUGAGUCAGCUUGGUUCACGCAUGGAAACGCUGACACUUGAGAAUGUCAGUCUCACCACAUGGCCUAGGUGGCUUCAGAAUUAUACACAGUUAACAGAACUGAUAAUUGGCGGACACUCUAUAUCUUCAAUCCCCGAUGAUGCGUUUGACAAUAUGGCCAAUACCCUGCAGAGAUUAACCAUCGCAAAUACUAGCUUAACAGCCGUGCCUAAAGCUGUUUUAAAACUCCAUUUCCUAAAUAUGUUAAGCUUCACCUUUUCCAGUAUCUCGAAUUUAACUUGGCUUCCAGUCUACAGUAAAUUAAACACGUUAAUUAUUCAGAAUGCUAGAAUAUCUGACGCAGAUCACGCGGGGAAUGUCCUUCGUCCUUUCGCAGACUCUUUAACGCAGGCAGACUUCCAGGCCAACCUGCUGACGAAGAUUCCCGACGUAAGCUUCAUGACCUCGUUGCAGAUACUGCAGCUAAUGAAUAACCAAAUCAGCGACCCGGUAUCUGGGGCAAAAACUCCAGCAUUGCAAUUUUUAACUUUGAAUAAUAAUCCCCUAAGUACAAUUUCUGCAGGAGCUGUUCAAAACUUACCACUUUUGCAAUCGAUAAAACUGGCCAACACUAAGAUAACUCGUCUGCCGUUAUCGUUUGCUUCGCUGUCCAAUCUGAAAUAUUUUGACAUAACAGGAGCCCGGGAUCUAGUAUGUACGUGUUUAGAAGUCAGCCUGAGGCCUGUGCUGCUCAAAGUGGAUACACUGCUGGGAGACUGUGGGGCAGUGAGCAUCCGGUAUUUCUUUGCCAGUUUGAGUCCCUCGUGUCCAUCGUGA
Molecule: messenger RNA, 1251 nt
Organism: Candidula unifasciata
Lineage: Eukaryota; Metazoa; Mollusca; Gastropoda; Stylommatophora; Geomitridae
Source: the annotation of a GenBank genome assembly